CAAGCUUCAAGCAAGACACUGGGUUUCGAUCUGGUGCGGGGAUCGCUGAUCCGCAUGAAGCUGGGCUGCUUUGUGUGACUCUUUAGAAAGGCAGUUCAGAGUUGGCGGGCAGACCCUGAACUCGCUCCGCAAACCGACGGGCCGCCAUGUGGCACUUAUUGUUUCCCCGAGCCGUCUGCAAAAUCUCGGAGAGGGCUGGUGCGUCCUCCGCCGCAGAGAUAGUCGGCUGAAGAACAGUCACCACACCAAAACUCUGGUCUGGGGAUGCAAAGAAUUGGCUGGAGGCAGGAACUUCCCCUUGAUUUCAGGGACAGCCACAUUUGCCACGGACGUGCCACGCUCUGUGGAGAGCAGCUGGUGCCCGAGAUGGCUGUUUGCGACCUUUCCGCAGUGUCCGUGGAGAAACGCAUCAGAGAGGAGCAGGCGUGGCAUCUCCGGAAAGCCUUCCAAGACUUGCUCUUCCGCUUCCAGGACUGGCUGUGGGCUGCCGAGCUCAUGGCUGCCUCCCCAAACUCCUCGCAGGUAUCCUACGCCAAUUCCAAGAAAGAGCUUCAAAGGUUCAAGGUGCUGCAAAGGCAAGUCUCAGACAAGCUGCUGCCUCUGGAAUCCUUAAACAGGCGAUACCACCAGCUGGUGAGGAGCGGGAGCAUCGGCCCACAGCUCAGGCCCACGGUGCAAAAGGUCAACCAGCGCUGGGACGAACUGCAGGCUCGGACGGCUGCCAUUUGCAAGAGGCUGAAGCAUUUUGUGAACCAGUGGGAGAAGUUUGAGCUGGAGAAAGAGACCAUCCGGGUUUGGCUGGUGGAGCUGGACCUCCGACUCACCGACGUGGAGCACUUCUCCGCAGGGACGUCGCUGGAGAAAAUGAUACAACUGCAGGCAUUCGAGCAAGACGUGCAAGCCAGCGCAGACCGCGUUGACCGCCUGCUGGUGCACGGGGAAGCUCUGAUCCAGAAGAGCCAGCCCGAGGACGCGGAGGUCCUGGAGGAGGAGUUGCGGGACCUGAGCGGUUUCUGCCAGGAGGUCUUCCGCAGAGUCUUCCGCUUCCAGGGGCGACUGGUCAGCAUGCGGCUGGUCUUUGAGGACGAGUGGCUGUCGGACCGGGGUAGCGAUUUGGAGUCCGAGUCCCUCGCGGACGAAUCCCUGGAGCGGAUGGGCGGUGGUGGCGCUGGGCCACCCCUGCCUCCUGCUGCUCCCAUGUGCCAGUCGACCCCAAAGAACCCCUCGUUGCGCCGCCAGCAGCCAGCUCCCCCUGUAGAGGCAAACGUGGAUCUGGAGUGGGACCCUUCUGUGGAUAUAGGGGGGUCUACAUCGCAUGACGAAGAGGACUCCUCAUACUUCAGCGCCAUCACGGGUAUGGGCCAGUGGGAAGAACCUCGCUGGAAGUGCAAGCCUCCUGCUUGUGCAUCCCGUUCCUUGCCUUUGAGAUGCGGCAGCCGGGAAGACUUAUCUGGGCAGAAUGGCUUCCGAGAGGAGUGGGAGCAGUUCAGUUCCUCUGUCACAGACCAGGAAAUAAAAAGGUGCAGCUCUGUGCUCUGUGACCAUCUACUAUGGAGAGUGAAGCUCCACUUUAGGGGCAGGAUUCCCACCCUGCUGAUGUUCUUGCUGCCUUCUCUGGUAGGAACGUCACACUCAUGGGAGCUCCAGGGAUGUCAGCACCCCCAAAAUGGGCCACCAGAGAGAGGGAGCCCCCGUCAAGCGGAACCGAUGGGAUUUGACCCCGAACGGAUUGAGACUUGGCUGGGCCAGAGCUGCCGGGAGAAGAUGGGAGGGAAGCUGGAGGUGGAACAGGUCACUGGGACUUGUGGGCAUGUCCCCCUACCUGUCCUAGAUCUGCAAUUCCCAGUGCAAUCCCAGGCAAGCGGGAAACAACCAAAGAGGCAGAGGUCACAGCAACGGGCGAGAAAGAAAACUCGGCCGACCCCAGCCAGCAACGUUGGGCAGAUCUGCAAGAAGGAUCACCUCAACUCCCGAUCAGCAGAAAUCGCAGUCACCAUUGAGCAGGGAUCCAGCCUCCAACAGCCUCCGAUCAUCUCCUGCCUCCGAACCCAGAAGCUCCCCAGACUCCCCGCCAUGUGGAACAGGACAAUGAUGCUCCUGAGCGCCAGCCUGCUGCUGCUGCUGCUGUUCCUGGCCAGCCCCUUUCCUCUGUACCCCUCGGAGCUCUCCUGCCUCCAGGAAAACGGCUACUCCAGGUCCUUCCACCUCAUGCUCACUUACAGUGGGCCACCACCCACUUAGCAGGCAGGGAGUGCUGCAGCCUGGACUCUUCGUAACGC
Lacerta agilis (Sand lizard) is the source of this 2279-nucleotide messenger RNA. It is a transcript of the gene SYNE4, whose product is annotated as spectrin repeat containing nuclear envelope family member 4. Gene Ontology annotation, cellular component: membrane; nuclear envelope; meiotic nuclear membrane microtubule tethering complex. The record is from RefSeq and is a predicted model, not a curated record. NCBI's taxonomy places the organism in Eukaryota, Metazoa, Chordata, Lepidosauria, Squamata, Lacertidae.